Parathielavia appendiculata is the source of this 477-nucleotide messenger RNA. RefSeq lists its product as uncharacterized. The record is from RefSeq and is a predicted model, not a curated record. The coding region runs from base 40 to 477 and encodes 145 amino acids. The transcript has 2 exons. Lineage: Eukaryota; Fungi; Ascomycota; Sordariomycetes; Sordariales; Chaetomiaceae.
AGGGAACGUGCUCAGCGCAUUCAAUUGGGCCUAUCUGCGAUGUCGCAGCAAGGGCGCGACGAGCGCGCGGUGCGCAACUCGAUGGAUGUUGACAAAACGAUGGGCGCGACGGACUGUCAACACGGCUCACGUGCCAACCGCGGCAAGCGGGCCCGAGGGGACAAAGCCCCAACGACAGGCGGGAAAGCUUCGCUUGAGCAAACUGCAAGCAAAGAAGACGUAGAAACGAAGAGAUUGCUCGAAGAAUUCCGUGCCUUGGUGACACUGACGCUGUGGGAAUGCGUGCAGACGGCGGCGUGCGCGUACUACAGCAAAAUUUUCAAGGUGGAGAAGGCGACCUGCGCAUGCAACGCGCAAGAGCUACAAAAGAGCGUUGCCUUUUAUAGCCACACUGCCGGUGGAAUGAAGUUUCUCGUACUAGCUACCAUUCUCGCCAUGAUGAUGUGGAACCUGGAGCGCUACGGCACCGUUAGAUAA